AUUCAAGGUCAGGCCACCAAACAGGUGUUUCCCGAUCGUGGGAAAACCCUUUGAUUCAUUGUACAGAUUUUCGACGAGAUAUUUAAACACUAAACAGUACUAAAAUAGUAAAACUAUGGCUAGCAGUUCUGAACAUUACGGAACGAAUAAAAGUGAAACUUCUUUAGCCCAAGAAAGUUCAAUAAAUGACUCAUACUCGGUUCCUGAAGCUAGGUUUGAAUGCCCUAUUUGUUUAGCUUGGCUAAGGGACCCUGUACUAACAUCUUGCGGUCAUCGGUUCUGUAGAUCUUGCAUUUAUUCUUGGCUCGAAAAAAACAGCGCUUGUCCUGUGGACAACAUGAAAUUGAACAAGGAAGACGUCUUCCCGGAUAAUUUCACUCGAAGAGAAAUAUCUCAGCAGCGCACUAAAUGCCCAAACAUUGUUCGGGGCUGCCUGGAGGAGCUGUCUCCUUUAGAUGUCGAAGCCCACCUGUUAGUCUGCGAAUUUAGAAUACCCGAACUCCCGGACAAUGAGAAAUUGCGGUGUUCGUUCGUGGAUGUGGGUUGUGAUGAUAAAUUCGAAGAUGAGCCGGAGUUACAGCGCCAUUUGGAACAACACGUGCAGAAGCACUUAACGCUUUUGUCCAAAGCUUACUCUACCAUUAGUGUGAACAGAAAUGCCUCUACUAGCGCCUCUGCUAUAGCUCAGCAAGCUAAUUUCUGGGACCCUCCGUCUAAGAAUGAUGGGCAAGUUGUGCUUAGGGAUGAUAAUCUACAAGAGUUGUUAAAAGCUUUAUACGAAAAAAUUGUAUAUUUGGAGCAAAAAACCCGAGAACAAGACAUCAUCAUUGCUAACAUGUCUGAACAAAUUUCAUCGUACAAUCUUUCAAUGACAAAAUUGCACCAGCGAUAUUGUAAUGGGUCCUACUUGUGGUACUUUAAUGAUUUCAAAAACAAACUGAAUGCUAUGAGAGAAAAUCCACAUCUGAUGUACUACAGCCCUGGGUUUUACACGUCCCCGAAUGGUUAUAAAUUAUGUGUAAGGCUAAACUUGUCGCCAAAAGACAAUCAUUACAUCGCAGUAUUAAUACAUGUUAUGAAAACGGAACAUGAUGAUACUUUAGAUUGGCCUUUUAGUGGAAAGCUAAGCGUAACUCUAAUACAUCCUGCGCAGUCUUUUCGAAACAUAAAGGAAACAAUGAUGACCCGUCCAGAAUUAGACGCGUUCAAACGUCCAGUGCAAGACUUAAAUCCAAAGGGAUUCGGAUACACAGAAUUCGCUUCGUUGGAGGAAAUACUCGAUCAAGAAUUUGUCCAAAAGAAUCAAUUGGUUAUUAAAGUUCAAGCCCAAACCGUAUAGAAGUGCGCUUCGACUCUUUGGUAAAAUCGAAAGACUGUUUCAAUCGAAUCCAUAUCAAGCUAUAAUGUCAUUUAAAAUGAUCUUUUACUCGUAAAUUUUUAAUAUGAACUUUUACUGAUCGCUCAAUGAAUGUUACGUAAUUAUGUAGUAUAUUAUACUAUUGUUACUUAUUAUCCCUAUUACGUAUGGAAAUAUUAUUCCCCAUGUUCUUAUAUACAUUUCUAAAAUUGUUAAUUAAUGUUUUAGAAGAAAUAUAUUUAAUAAACCUCUUGUUUAAGAGUCCAUUAUAAAUUUCAAAAAGCCCUUCCAAUAAUGAUACCAAAAGUAUAAUUUUAAGAAGAAAUAAAUAUAUAAUUACGUUAAUGAAUCAAUUACACUUAUAUAAUUAUUUAAUAACAAAUACUGAAACAUAAAUAUUACUUAUUCCUUCUUCCAAAUACGUUUUACCGUGUUACUCAUUCCAAUUGAUUUGUGGUUAUAAUACAAAAGUCCACCAAGAGUAGAAAUCGAAAUCAAAUAUAACAAGCCCAUGGCUAGUUUUGGAACAACAGGACCAACGAUUAUGGGUCUAACGUAAUCUACAACGCAGGCCUCCAAACCCCUGGAAAUUAAUAACAAAUAUAAUAAUGUGUAGAAGGAUAAUAGUGAAGCAAAUUACCAAUGAAAAUGUAUAACAAUGGAGGCUGCCAUAACGUCGUCAAGCAAUGGAUUAGAAGCGAGAAGAGCUACAGGUACUACACCGAUGAGAGCGGCAGAGAGAAAUCUUUCUGCAGUCCACAGCUUUCCGUGGUCUGUAGACAUGGGUCUCUUUGAUACAUAUUUUAUUUCACGGCUCACUUUGACAGGGUCUUUUCUAAGAGUACUCACGAUCUGAGUAAAGGGUCUCUUCGAAUCCAACUGUAAAG
Messenger RNA from Phyllotreta striolata, 2244 nucleotides. The record is from the annotation of a GenBank genome assembly. NCBI's taxonomy places the organism in Eukaryota, Metazoa, Arthropoda, Insecta, Coleoptera, Chrysomelidae.